UAAAAUAGUUCAAUUUAUAUGGACUAUCAUAUUUUCCGUGUACGUUUGUUCAAACGUAAUUGAGAGAUUUCCUUACUUAAUCUUUAACUUUUUUUUGAAUCGUUUCAAUUGCUCUUCUUCUCCUCCAACUCUCCAAUUAUAUACAUAUUCAAUACCGUGUGUAUGACUGUCUGAUACUGUUUAUUUAUACGGAUCAGUGCACGGUCUCGGCCUGUGCCGGACAGCCGGGUUAGCGCGUUGUCUUGUGUGCCGGAAAACCGAUCAAAGUCCAGGGAAAUUCUUCAACCGUCAUACUUGGCAUUCAAGAAACGGUCGCAUUGGAUGAUCGGCCUUCAACCACUUUUACAUAUUGUCUUUCAAAGGAGAAGUCGGGCGGAAGAUGACGAGCCCUUCGUUCAUUCCAUGAUUGAACAACUCUCUUCCUCACUCAAGCCUCAGCUCCAGCUACUGCUACUGCUCCUGCUACUGCUACUGCUGCUCUGUCCACGUCCAACGCGCGCAUGAUGAGCAGUAGCAGCUCUUCUAACGGCUUCGAGCUCACCACCACCACCAACAGCAUCGCAACCACUCGGCACUCACAUGAUACGCAGAGCGACUUCCGUCGCCAUGCGCUGCCAAGGAGGAGGGCUGAAGGAGAGGCAGGGCUGGACUCCCUGCCACUUGAGCUUCAGUACCUCAUCCUUUCUCAUCUAGAUUUAUCUAGCCUCAUCACCCUACGACACACUUAUCCCUUGUACCGCCAUGUCAUCACGCCUGACGUCGUCCGCAGGCAGUUCACUGCUAGGGAUGGUCGCCCCGACCCAGUCCUACACGGUUGCUGCACUGAGUGUCUAUGCAUUCCAGGACUUGAUCGUCUCAUCGUGGAUACGACGCGGCCCAGCCACACGUGGCGGUCAAUCUGCUUUCGUUGCUGGCGUGAUCGUUUAAGUCGUGAGCACCAGCGUAAGCACUGGCCGCUGGUUGAGAUGGUGAACGGCGACUACGGCUAUAUAUGCCACUUCUGCACCUGGCCGGUUCACAGCGGCGCCUCGAAUAGCAGGAUUAAGCAGUUGCACGCCCCCUGUAGGGUGAGGCGGCUUGUCGUCGUCGUCUCGUGGCUGAUAAUGGCCAUCAUACAAUUCGGGCUCGGGAUGCUGGCCGCCGUACUAGCCUGGACCAUGUUCCGGAACUCGUCGACGGUCUUGAUACCUGCAAGCAUCGACUUCGGCCUAGCGAUAUUGGCUCUAUGCAUUUUUGUGAUUCGCGUUGGGACGACGAAUGAGCAGACGUACACACGCGCGCUCGCCUCAGAACUGAUCAUCACGUUUAUCCGCAUCCCCCCUGUUACUUAUACCGCGCGCGAGACCGUUAUUUCCGAGACCACACAAGGCGGUCCGCUGCCCAAGUUCGGUUUUGGCGUCUUUUUAAUUAACUUGAUAUUCCGUCUUCUAGACAUGGUCGGUUACACGUUGCUCAACUGCGGCUAUGAUCCGAGGAGUAUCUUUCUAGGGGGGUUGCCUUUGAAGAAGAAGCUAUUGUAUGGCUUUUGUACGUUCAUGGUAUGGUUUGCGUUUAUACCAUUUUGAAAAAAAAAAAUAGUUGUAAUCAACGGCGUAAGCCUUCCGGCGCGUCACAUCAGUAAUAGCCUCUACAGGGCCACAAUGUUGGCACAUUUGCUGUCGACCCUCAUAGCGUGUCUUUUUUCACCCCAUCUUCAUCAUCAUACCUAGGUAGCGUAUCCUUUAAGGAUAGUUGAUCCGGCAACUAAAAUUUACUAUUAGCUAACAUUGAUGGACGUCCACCAAUUUAUUCUUAGCCUUCCAGCUGCAUAUGUUGAUCGACACUAGUCCAACGCCAAGCCGCCUAGGCCGCCUUAGUUAUUGUGCUCCCACGAUGGAUCUUGGACGGAUCAGAUGACCAUAGAAUUGUCAGUCCAAACAAUUUGUUAUACGUCGAUGCAUAAUAGGCCAUCUAAAGUGAACAAGGGUAACGUAUUUUGAGCGCGACGAGCUUUCACGCGUUUAACAUCGGUGGAACUACGAAGUUACAGUUGAAUUAGUCGUCCCCACGAAUAAGAGUAGUGGAUUUGAUAUAUAUCAGAUGUUACUGGUCGAGUAAUACAGGCCCUGAACACCUUGAAUGAGGUAGAC
Annulohypoxylon truncatum is the source of this 2129-nucleotide messenger RNA. RefSeq lists its product as uncharacterized. The coding region runs from base 501 to 1565 and encodes 354 amino acids. The transcript is spliced from 3 exons. NCBI's taxonomy places the organism in Eukaryota, Fungi, Ascomycota, Sordariomycetes, Xylariales, Hypoxylaceae. The record is from RefSeq and is a predicted model, not a curated record. Gene Ontology annotation, molecular function: protein binding.